CCGCCCGGGCCGCCCCGCCCCGCCCCGCCGCGCUCCGCGCCGCCCGGGCUCCAGGGCCCCUUUGCUGCAGUCACUGGAGCUGAGUCGGGGAUGGUGAGCGUGGCCAGCCGCUGCCGGGCGCGGUGGCGUUUCACGUAGGAACUUGAAGCAGGACAUUGCAGCAGCUCUCUGGAAUUUUUUGUAGGUAAUUCAUCCCACGAGGAGGGGACGUGGCAUUGGAGCGUGCAAAAAAAUACUUGAGGAUGAAUUGUGCUGGAGAGCUGCACUGAAAUCGCUUCAGGUUCUGGGGGACUGCCUUUCGAACAGCCUCUCUGCUAGUUCAACCGUGAGAGGGAAUGCACGAGUCGUAGAAGUGAUUGUGAUCUAAUUCUGAUGGACUGGACCUUGUUUACUUGGAAUACUCAUUUUAUUUUAAACGCGGGCUGAGGAUUCGUGUGCUCGCAUCCCUUUGUUUUAGAGCUGAGCUAUCUCACGAGUUCCUUUUAAAAUCCUCGAUGCUGCUGGCAACACCGGCUCCCAGUGGAUGACUCAGUGCUGCUCACAUUAUUAUUCUAAUCUCCGUCAGCCAGAACACCGCUAGCUGGGUGUUACAGUGAGACUGCGCGCAGGCAGUGGGGCCCCGCGGCACCCGCAGAAGGGCUCGGCACCCGGCAGCAUGUCAGUGGUGCGCAGGAAGUUCGGGGAUGAGUACCAGGCGGUGGGCCUGGCCCAUGGCGGCAUCCGCAGGCAGCGGCAGCGCUUCGUGGACAAGAACGGGCGCUGCAACGUGCAGCAUGGAAACCUGGGCGGCGAGAGCAGCCGCUAUCUCUCCGACCUCUUCACCACGCUGGUGGACCUGAAGUGGCGCUGGAACCUGCUCAUCUUCCUGCUGACCUACACGGUGGCCUGGCUGGUCAUGGCCUCCAUGUGGUGGGGCAUCGCCUACCUGCGAGGCGACCUGCACCGGGUGCACGACGAGACCUACAGCCCCUGCGUGGCCAACGUGUACAACUUUCCCUCCGCCUUCCUCUUCUUCAUCGAGACCGAGGCCACCAUCGGCUACGGGCACCGCUACAUAACUGAGCGCUGCCCUGAGGGCAUUGUGCUCUUCCUCUUCCAGUCACUGCUUGGCUCCAUCGUUGACGCGUUCCUCAUCGGCUGCAUGUUCAUCAAGAUGUCCCAGCCCAAGAAGCGAGCCGAGACCCUCAUGUUCAGCCGUGCCGCAGUGGUCUCGCAGCGGGAUGGGAAGCUGUGCCUCAUGUUCCGCGUGGGCAACCUCCGCAACAGCCACAUGGUGUCUGCCCAGAUCCGUUGCAAGCUGAUCAAGUCCCGACAGACACCAGAGGGAGAAUUUCUGCCGCUAGACCAGUGUGAACUGGAUGUCGGAUUUGGAACUGGAGCUGACCAGCUGUUUUUAGUUUCCCCAUUAACCAUCUGUCAUGAAAUUAACUCAAAGAGCCCCUUUUUUUGUCUCUCACAAAGAUCAUUAAGAAGUGAGCAGUUUGAAAUAGUUGUCAUCCUUGAAGGAAUCGUUGAGACUACAGGAAUGACAUGUCAAGCUAGGACAUCGUAUACAGAAGAUGAAGUUCUUUGGGGUCACAGGUUCCUCCCGGUAAUGUCCCUGGAAGAUGGCUUUUUCCGUGUCGAUUACUCUCAGUUUCACGCUACGUUUGAAGUCCCCACUCCUCCUUACAGCGUUAAAGAACAAGAAGAAAACCUCUGUCUGUCAUCUCUUCUGAAUAGUCCUAUCAGUAACAACAAAAGCAGAAGAGAACAGUUUUUCUCACUUGACUGCAUUGAUAUUGCAGGCGAGAAAAACAAGCUUCCUAGUAAACUUCAGAAGAUUAGCUCAAGAAAGGAUGACCUUCCAAGAAAGGCCUUGAGAAUGAGCUCCAGCAAUGUAGAGAAGACCUGCAGCACCGGAGAUCUCUUGAAAAUUCAACAAGUCCGUCCCAUCUCCAACAGCGAAGAUUGUGACGAAGAGAUACAAUUGAAAGCCUUAAAAAUCAGUGCUGAGUCUUUGACUCUGUCUACCACACAUCUUGAGUUCCAAAGGAAGCCUCCAAGUAUGUGCGCUCCAGAGAUGAAGUUGGAAGAUAAUUUGCCUGCCAAACUUCGAAAAAUGAACUCUGAUCACCUCUCUUAAGAGCAGAAGCAACGGGAGUUGGUGCUGAUAAACUGCAUUCAAGACUGCUGACCUAAAGAGUUGUCUUAUACUAAUGUAAUAAUUUGUUUUUGCUACUUUUUGAGAAUUAGUUUUUGUAUAAUUGUUCUGUACAGAUGCAAUUUAGGUAGUGUGUUAGGAGUUUGAAGGACCGUAAGUUUAGACUGUUGUGCCAAAGAGUUGCUGGCCUAAUGAUGUUUAUUGGCAUGCUCAUGAUAAAUCAACAUUGUCUUCCAUAUAUGUAGAUGCUUUCGAAUGAAGCAAGGACCAGAUCCUUGGUUGCAGAGUGAAAUGUUCAGAGAUUAGGCAAAAAAGAAAAAAAAAAGGUGUAAAACCAGCUAAAACACAAUUUUGUGCUGCUCAGAUCUUGGGCUAUGUGUGACGCACAGAACACAAGAACGCAGAAAGAAUCUGCGAUGCUGCACUAUUGUAGUCCGUUUUUUUCUUCAUGACCCUGCUAGAAGGGCAGCCUUCCUUCGCAGGCUAAUGGUACGCAUCCUCCUUUCUCAGCAACUGCGGCAUGCCAACUCCACCCUCCCAGAGUCUUGGUCAUUGUCGUUCAAGUUCAGGGAGCAGCUUGCAGUAGCCAUUUGUGUGGUUUGACUCAUGUAUAAGUGCUUGUAAACAGGAGGAGCAUCUAUCCUCUCCGAAAUUAGACCUCAGCUUUGGAUCAGAUGGCUCAUGCCCUAAAUGCAGUUGAAUUUUAACUGUAUCACCACUCAGUUUGAAGGGAACAUGAGGUGAGUAGCUCAGAUGUAGACAUCUCAAAUUAGUGGUAUGUUUCAUAUGUCAACUUCAUAAAAUACUAGUUUGGACACUCCUAGUAAGUAAAUAAAAGCAAGGCACUAGAUAAUUUUCAGUCAUUACAUGAAUGAACAGUUUUACACACACACACACACACACACACACACACACACACACACACACACACACGCAGCUCAGGAGUUUUACUAAUGGAUAGUAAGGGUCUUUGAUGUUGCACAUUUGUUUUUGUUACAUUUGCCUUCCCUGCAUACAUAUGAUUCUCAGUCAUUUUUUAGAUUUGAAAUUUGUAAUAUAAUACAAUUCAUUUCAGGUUAGAACUCUGUAUAAACAUGAAUAUUUUCAGAUACUGAAAGAAAAGACAACAUAGUAUUCCUAAAGUCUCUUACAGAUUUCUCUAAGUGACUGGCCUGAACAAGAGGGCAAAUGCUCUUUUCAGUUUUCUUUUUUAAUGUUGCCUAACUGAAAUGAUGUUUUGCCAUACUGAGCAUCAGGAAAUGAUGAGAACUAGACUUGGGCUUUCUUAGCUUUCCUGUGGUGCCAUACUUCAUAAUAAUCACAAUUCUACAGUAGUAUUCUGCUGUCCAUCUUAAUCUGUGAAAGUGUUUUCUUUUUUGGAUCGGUAGUAAGUAAGCAUAGUCAGAACUUGCUAUUUUGUAAAAUAUGUUGUUCAGUAGCUCAGAAUAUUGGGAGCUUAUUAUUAGCAGAGCAUUCCACAAUAGAAGUAUCAAAUUCUGCUCUUGUUACAUGAUAGAAUUCAGUCAAAUUAAAAGGGGUUGCUGUAGGCAUGUCAAAAAGCAAUGCAUGCCUUCAUAACUGAAACAGGUAAAGUGAUUUAUCCAAGCCAGGCAAAGAACAUGCCUUCUUGCUUUUGAUCUCUUGCCUAGAGUGUGAAACUGGUAUUUUGGACAGGUUAGAGUUUGCUCGUUUCUUUUCCUGAAUAUAAACUUCAACAUUAUACAUACAUUGAAGUCUGUACUUCACUUUUGUCACACACAAAAUGUACUAGUAUGGGAUAUUUAGAUGACUUUAAAGUCUUGAUGAAUGAUGACUCUCCCUAUUCUUCAGAACAGUCGUUAAUAUAAAAUAAAAUUACAUCCACCUUGGG
Messenger RNA from Dromaius novaehollandiae (emu), 4013 nucleotides. RefSeq names its product G protein-activated inward rectifier potassium channel 1-like. The coding region runs from base 656 to 2125 and encodes 489 amino acids. The transcript has 4 exons. NCBI's taxonomy places the organism in Eukaryota, Metazoa, Chordata, Aves, Casuariiformes, Dromaiidae. The record is from RefSeq and is a predicted model, not a curated record. Gene Ontology annotation, molecular function: G-protein activated inward rectifier potassium channel activity; structural constituent of ribosome. Gene Ontology annotation, cellular component: ribosome; plasma membrane. Gene Ontology annotation, biological process: potassium ion import across plasma membrane; translation; regulation of monoatomic ion transmembrane transport.